Messenger RNA from Diutina rugosa, 612 nucleotides. RefSeq names its product 60S ribosomal protein eL13 (gene RPL13). Gene Ontology annotation, molecular function: structural constituent of ribosome; RNA binding. Gene Ontology annotation, biological process: translation. Lineage: Eukaryota; Fungi; Ascomycota; Pichiomycetes; Serinales; Debaryomycetaceae. Gene Ontology annotation, cellular component: ribosome; cytosolic large ribosomal subunit. The record is from RefSeq and is a predicted model, not a curated record. The transcript has a single exon. Bases 1 to 612 code for a protein of 203 amino acids.
AUGGCUGUGAAACACAACAACGCUCUCCAAAAGAACCAUUUCCGCAAGCUGACCUGGCAAGAGCGGGUCAAGGUUUACCUUGGCCAGGCUAAGGGCAAGGAAUCGAGACGGAUCGCCCGGGCCAACAAGGCCGCCAAGGUCGCCCCCGCCCCCAUCGACACCUUGAGACCGGUCGUCAGAUGCCCCACCAUCAAGUACAACCGCAAGGUGAGAGCCGGUAGAGGUUUCACCAUCGCCGAACUCAAGGCCGUCGGCUUGGCCCCCAGAUACGCCAGAACCAUCGGCAUCGCCGUCGACCACCGUCGUCAAAACAAGUCCACCGAGACCUUCGACCUCAACGUGCAAAGAUUGAAGGAAUACACCUCGAAGCUCGUCAUCUUCGACAAGAAGACCUCGAAGCUGGAAAUCGCUCAAUUCGCCCAAGCCUCGGCCGCCGCCACCUUCCCCGUGGAACAACCCGCCGUCGAAUCGGCCCCCAGAGCCGUCGAACCCCGUCAACAAUCGGCUUUCACCACUUUGAGAUUGGCUAGAUCCGACAAGAAGUACAAGGGCAUCAGAGAAAAGCGCGCCAAGGAAAAGGCCGAAGCUGAAGCCGAAAAGAAGAAGAAGUAA